Hydractinia symbiolongicarpus is the source of this 1208-nucleotide messenger RNA. RefSeq lists its product as uncharacterized. The record is from RefSeq and is a predicted model, not a curated record. Lineage: Eukaryota; Metazoa; Cnidaria; Hydrozoa; Anthoathecata; Hydractiniidae. Bases 1 to 1122 code for a protein of 373 amino acids. The transcript has a single exon.
AUGUUUCUUUACCUAGUUCUGACCUUUUCAUGUAUGUACAUUGUGAGAUAUUUUUUGCUGUUUUUAUUGAAAUCGCCACAUCAAAAAGUAAGAGCUGGCUAUCAAGAGGAUUUAAUAUUUCCCUUUGAACAGGAGUUUGAAUUAUAUUAUGCAAAUGUGUCUACGAAUUCAAUGAAAGUGCGAAUGUGUUUAGAAGAAGCAGGCCUUGCAUACAAAUCACAUGUUGUUAAACUCCCCAAAUCUGGUUCGUUUGAAACAAAAACAUCCUCAUUUUUGCAAAUUAAUCCAGCAGGUACUGUUCCUGUGUUACUACAUAAUGGUCAUCCAGUUUAUGAAUCCAGUGAGCAACUUAUCUAUAUUGCAAAAUAUGUGGGCAAAAACAAUAUUUUAAUACCUAGUGAUUUGCAAACCCAAAAAUGUAUGAUGCGGUUCCUAGAAAUAACAAGCGUAUUUGCUCAUGAAAUUAUGGAUGAUGUAGAUAAAGCGUUGGAACAUCGAGUUGGUAAUUGUAUUUACUUUUUCUCACUUCCUUUGUUUAUCGCAAUGGCUGCAAGGUUUAAUGUGAAAAUAAAAUUUUAUACGUUAUUGCAGACAAUCUAUAUGUUGCUUAUCAACACCUGCUCAAGGAAACAACUUAUUCAAACUUGCAUUGCAUUGUUUGGUUUAAACACUAUUAAGUAUAUCCAUCCAAUGAGAAAAAUAAUAAUGAAAAUGCAAAAAUAUCUGUUAGAUCAUUUAAUGCACCUUGAGCAGCAUCUUAAGGAAAAUAGUUCAAAGAAAAUAAUUGAAGUUGCCAACAGAAAUGAUGGAAGACCCAUUGAACAUCAAUACUUGCAUGGCAAUUUGGUGUUUAUUGACGAUAUGUGCUGGGCAGCUAUUUUUUAUCGUUUAAAAAAUGCUUGUUGGUUGGACGACAUCUCGACUAAAAAGUUUCCACUUGUGCACCAGUAUUGGAGGUCACUUCAAUGUUUACCAUCGUUUAAGAAAGUAACAAUGUUUUCUGAAAAAGAGAGUGUAGAGGAGAGGCUUGUUCAAAGUCAAAUAAGGAUGUGGAAACGAACACAGCCGUGGUUUUUACAGCUUUACACUGGGAAUAUUAGUGAACUGAAAAAAGAAGCUUGAUGCGGUGUUGUUUAUGUGCAUGUAAAUGUAAUAUUUUAUAUAGAUUUUUGGGUGUAUAAUAAUAAAGAUUCUUUUUAUAAAAAUAA